Colletotrichum truncatum is the source of this 1515-nucleotide messenger RNA. Its product is annotated as mRNA processing protein. Gene Ontology annotation, biological process: mitochondrial respiratory chain complex IV assembly. NCBI's taxonomy places the organism in Eukaryota, Fungi, Ascomycota, Sordariomycetes, Glomerellales, Glomerellaceae. The record is from RefSeq and is a predicted model, not a curated record.
AUGGAGCCAGCAUUGCGACGCGCAGCAUCAAGCGUCUGCGGAAACUGUUCUGCGACGCUGAGAAGGCAAUUGAUCCCCAACCGAGCUGCCAGAACCGUUUCCCGAAUCGCAUCAGCCCACUCGACCCGAAGCCUGCAUUCCACUGUUCAGGAAAGAUCGAAGGCCAACAAUGCUACGACGAGACAAUUCUCUUCGACCCCCAAGGUUGCUCACGAAGCUGCAGCGGUGAAGGGUGCGAGUGCUGAGGCGGCGACUCCCAAACUGCGUUCGAACGAUCUCUUUCACUCUUUCACGGACUCGCCUAUCCCAGAGAUCCGGCGUCGCGCGGCUUUCAUGAGGCAGCAUGCGUACUGUCCGCAUCCUGACCACCGCGCAACUCGAGUACCUACAAUUGCUCCCCAUGGCGAUGAGAACACGGCGCAGACCGGAGUCCUUGCACCGGCGCACGUCGACUUCGAAUGCCCGGACUGUGGUAUUCCGGUUUACUGCAGUAAGGAGCAUUGGAUGGAUGACUAUGAGGCCCAUCUCGAGAUCUGUGAUACCUUGAAGGAGAUCAAUGAGGACGAUCAUGAUUUGCGAUCUGGCCGCGCUUUUCCGGAGUUUGUCAUGGCCGAGGACCAGAUGCCCGAGGCUGUUGUUAAUAUGUCGAACUGGGAUACCUUCAUGUACAGCCGAGAGUUUGAAGCUAUUAAUGAUGAGCGAAGCAUGAGACAGGUCACGAAGAUGCUCACAUAUCCUAUCACAAUUGGCAGUGUACUGCAUGAGCUGAGCCCCUACAGCAUCAAGCAGGACGGCAGAUUGACUAGCGAAGGCUUGAAGAGUUUGAGUGCUCUGCGGUACACUCUUCACCCCCCGCUGGCUGGAAAGGGUACUGGCAUGAAGGAUCUCCGUCCCGAGGCGCCUCCUGUGCGGGUGUUCUGCUUGGGUGCUCGCGCCGAGUCUUCGCUACCAAGAAAUGUUUGGCUCCAGUUGGCUCACCUGUUUCCUGAGAGCAAAAUCCACCUCAUCUUCAUCGGCCCCGAGAGCAUGGCAAACAGAGAUGAUGAGUUCCCGCUGCCCCCUCGAACCGCUGAGAACCCCUUCGGCAUGGUUGUGGAGGACCGGAUAUCGCACAAGCUGAAGAUCAGCACGAUUGUGGACUACUACCACACUAUUCACAAGACCGGAUACUUCGCGCCCUACGACCCAUACUUUGACUGCUUCUGUCUCUUCCAUCCUGGACUGGGUCACCCGGCAAGCAGCCACGAAUGGUCAGAGACGCUACCAAUGCUUCUCGAGACUAAGCUUCCCAUCAUUGCCACCGGCUACACGCAGUUCGACAUGGAGAGAGACAUCGAGUGGGUUCGAAAGACGGCCGCCGGCGAGUUUGAUAUCCUGCUGGAGCCUGGUGAGAACCUCUUCCGCAGCAUGAGGUGGGACCUCAACGAUCUGGACCCUCAGGAUGUUAGCUGUGGAAACUGGGGAGUAUGGGCUUUCCGUGGAAAGAGAUACGAGACAGCUACGAAGAACGAAUAA